AUGCCUCAUAAUACACUCUUUCACAAGAAAUCCAAAAGCAGUAUGCGACAAAGGCAAACCCAUGCUGAUGAGCACACCUUCAGCCACUCACGGACAACAAGCAACUCGAGCAAUUCGAGCAACACUUCUCAUAUUUCAUCGGGGUCCUACACGAAGCCGAAUUGCUACGAUCCGCUCUCACUCCACCCGCCCAUGGCCCUCAACACCUCUCCAUGCAUCAUCCCCGAAGACGACGAAGCUGUAUAUGGAGAUGAAAAGGAACAGCAAGAUCCUUUUAAGCAGAGCCGCACCUCAAACCAUGACACUCAAAACCCCGCCCCGUCAUCACCUAUAAAGAGCCGGCGGAAUACACACGUCUACGGGCUCAAGCUACAAUGGCCACUUCAGGACUGGCAGGAGAUUCCACCGGGGCUGGCCGAGAUGAGUGAAGCAGACGUCAACGCACAAGCCAGUCCGCGCUCGCCAACAAGCCAGAGGAGACCACCGAAGGAACAUAUAAGUGACAUCGAGAUGUUUGUCAAGCGCGGGGAGUGGAAGCGUAAGGGCAUUGUCUUCCACCUCGACGCAGAUGCACAAGAGGAACAGGUGCAAUCCUUUGAACUUGAACUUCCAUGA
This is a messenger RNA of Pseudomassariella vexata, 615 nucleotides long. RefSeq lists its product as uncharacterized. Lineage: Eukaryota; Fungi; Ascomycota; Sordariomycetes; Amphisphaeriales; Pseudomassariaceae. The record is from RefSeq and is a predicted model, not a curated record. The transcript has a single exon. Bases 1 to 615 code for a protein of 204 amino acids.